Messenger RNA from Homalodisca vitripennis (glassy-winged sharpshooter), 1148 nucleotides. RefSeq names its product dorsal root ganglia homeobox protein-like. NCBI's taxonomy places the organism in Eukaryota, Metazoa, Arthropoda, Insecta, Hemiptera, Cicadellidae. Gene Ontology annotation, molecular function: DNA-binding transcription factor activity, RNA polymerase II-specific; RNA polymerase II transcription regulatory region sequence-specific DNA binding. The record is from RefSeq and is a predicted model, not a curated record. Bases 1 to 678 code for a protein of 225 amino acids. Gene Ontology annotation, biological process: regulation of transcription by RNA polymerase II. The transcript has 6 exons.
AUGGCCGGGCCCUUCCUGUCACCCUUGCCUGGGGACCUCCUCUCAGAGUACAUGUUUGGCCGCCGAAGACAGAGAAGGAACCGCACAACCUUCACCCCCCAGCAGCUCCAGGAGUUGGAGUCUCUGUUCCAGAAGACACACUAUCCAGAUGUGUUCCUAAGGGAGGAAGUCGCUCUGAGGAUCAACUUGUCGGAAGCGAGGGUUCAGGUAUGGUUCCAGAACCGGAGGGCCAAGUGGAGGAAGCAAGCCAGACUCCAGCUUCUCCAGGACGCCUGGAGAAUACGUUGCCUUGGGCUGUCAACGCCACCUCUUUUGUUGGGCCGUGGUCACAACUUGCCGCCUCCAGAGCAGGGCGAUACUCGUAGUAUGAAACUGUCGCCGCCGCCGCCUCCACCUCCACCCGCCCCCGGUCAUCAGGAGCCUCUGAACUAUCGCAUCAUGCCUCCAUGCAUGCCGGGGAUGGCGGGGCAGAACAGUUCUAUGUGUCCUUGCGGUCCGCCACAGCCCGUCACCUCCUCCCCACACCCAGAAUGUCUGUCCAUGAGAGAGAGCAGCCCUGGUGGCGGGGGUGGAGGGGCAACGUGUUCUCCCCCGCCACAUCCUCCGCUUGCCCCCACACCCGACCAGACCCAGGGUACGGACCUGUCUCUCAAGCGACCCCCUGACCUGACAGGGUAGAAACCUACGUGACAAUAUAAGGGGGUGUACUAUAACCUGACAAUACAAACACAUGAUUCAUCCAUUGCUUAAAAGAAGCACAAUAAAAAGAAUAAAUAACUGAUCAUCAAAUGCUAGAAAUAAAUUUUUAUAACAAAUCAACUCACAAAUUUUCAUUUCAAGAUUACAAAAUUAUUAUGUAUUAAUACCUACUACAAGAUGGAUUUUGUAAAGUCUGGUAACAGAAUGUGAAAGAUUCAACACGCUCCAAACUCAAUUUUUUAAUCAAAAAAGUUUACAACUUUAUUUAAAAAAUCAGUGCAGAAAUAAAAACCAGCAACUGAUUACAUGUCUGCACCUUGUAAAUAUAAAUUGUAUUAUAUGGUUCACUUAUUGUUGUGUAAUUAAUGUGUUAUUAUUGUUGUGAAUUUUAUUGAUGAAUCGUAAGAUAAUUGUAAGAAAUAUGAAUUAAAUGUAGAUUUGUUCUAUUA